This is a messenger RNA of Cucurbita pepo subsp. pepo (vegetable marrow), 1094 nucleotides long. Its product is annotated as zinc finger protein ZAT3-like. NCBI's taxonomy places the organism in Eukaryota, Viridiplantae, Streptophyta, Magnoliopsida, Cucurbitales, Cucurbitaceae. The record is from RefSeq and is a predicted model, not a curated record.
GUCUGUGACAGAAGAACCUGUAACCGUCUCACAGCCUUCAAAUCCAAAGUCCUUCCGCCAUUGUUAUACUUUCUGUUUUUCUUUCCACUUUCAGCUCCCUUUCUUCUCUCUUCUUCCAAUCAUGAAUUCAGAUAUCAACUCCCUCGCCAUUUCCAGUAGUAGCAGCUCUGCCUUGGACCUCGCUAUUCCAUUUCAACUCGGAAUCGUCGAAACUACUUUCGAUUCCAAGCGCCGCCAUAAUCCACGCAAGAAGCGGUCAAGAACUGAAAAUGCCUCCACUGCUGUCGUCGGCUCCAAGGCUAAGUAUAGAAAGAAGCCGGAUCCUUCUGCGCCGAAGAUCACUCCUCCGUGUAGUGAGUGUGGGAGGAGGUUUUGGUCGGAUAAAGCGCUUUUUGGUCAUAUGAGGUGUCAUCCUGAACGACAAUGGCGAGGGAUUAAUCCGCCGGUUAGUUUCCGUCGCUCGGUUUCGGUUUCUCCUUUUAGACCUAGAGCUGAUUUGGAAGAAUCGGCGUUUACGGAAGAGGAACAGGACGUCGCUAAUUGCUUGUUAGUGCUUGCCGAUUGCCCUAGUGCGAUCGCUAGGGUUUCCGAUUUUCGAUUCGAAUGCGCGAGUUGUAAAAAAGUGUUUGGAUCGCACCAGGCGCUUGGAGGACAUAGGGCAAGUCACAAGAAUGUGAGAGGCUGUUCCGCCAUGGCGAAGAGCGAUGAAGAAAUAGAACAUGAUGCUCUGUUUGGACAUUGUGGUCAUGAUUUGAGCAUCAAUCUGGAGGAUAAAAUGUCGAUGAUUUUAGGAACAGCAGCAGGGCAUAAGUGUAGUGUAUGUAUGAGGGUUUUUGCGAGUGGUCAAGCACUUGGUGGCCAUAUGAGAUGCCAUUGGGAGAGAGUGGAGGAGAAUGCAGCUACAGAAGAGGGGUUUCUUAACUUGGACUUGAACAUGCCUGCCCCUGUUGAAGAUGGCUCUUCUUCUUCGUAUUCAUCAGGUCUCACUCUUGAUCUUAGGUUGGGCCUCUGAAACUAACCUUCAUUCUUCUGUGUGUUAGGCUCUUUAUCACAAUUUGUUGAUAUGUUGUAAUUUAGGCUUUUCGUAUAUGCUG